GCGGCGAUGAUGCACGGAUUUCUCAACGUAAAAGCGGAGGGGCGGGGCAACGUCACAGCAUCCGAUCAUUCCAGUUUUUCAUAGGUUGAUGGAGUAGGCCUAAACGAAAAUAUAUAAUGAAAACAUUUGCGUGCGGUUACGUGCGGUUCUCCUCGCAGCCCACCGUGUGAGACGAAUUCUAAAAAGAGGGAGGCACUGCUGCAGCCCAGCGAGGGUAUCUUUGUCUGCUAGUCACGAGAGCUGACAGCUCCGGCGGGCGGGUCCUGCGCAGCCUAUAACCACGACCUGAAGAUCUCUGCAUCCUUCAGUUGGAGUAAAACACAUUCUCGGUGAUCAUCCAGCUACAAUCAGAAGAUGGAGGGGCAGAAAGAAAAGCAAGUCACAGGUUACCUCCUGUUCUCUCUCGGCACCGCUGUCAUCGGCUCUCUGCAGUUUGGUUACAACACAGGAGUCAUCAAUGCUCCAGAGCAGAAACUACGAUCUUUCUUCAACGAUACCUGGGUCGAGCGUUAUGGCGAGCCCAUCACCCCCGGGGUCUGUACCAUCGUCUGGAGUGUCUCCGUCGCCAUCUUCAGUGUGGGCGGUAUGGUGGGCUCCUUCAGCGUGGGCGUCAUGGCGAACCGGUUUGGCAGGCGUCGCUCCAUGUUCCUGGUGAACGUUCUAGCGGUGAUCGGCGGCCUCCUCAUGGGCUUCUCCACCAUCUGCUCCUCCUAUGAGAUGGUGAUCGCCGGUCGCCUGGUCAUCGGCCUGUUCUGCGGGCUCUUUACCGGUCUGACUCCCAUGUACGUGGGCGAGGUGUCACCAACUCCACUACGAGGGGCCUUCGGGACUCUUCACCAGCUCGGUGUGGUAGUGGGCAUCCUCAUCGCUCAGGUAUUCGGGCUGGAGGGUCUGCUGGGCUCAUCCAAGCUGUGGCCCCUGCUGCUGUCCCUCACUGUGGUCCCUGCUGUGGUGCAGUGCAUCCUGCUGCCCUUCUGCCCUGAGAGCCCUCGCUUCCUGCUCAUCAACCUUAAACAGGAGGAGCAGGCACGCAAAGCGCUGGUGCGUCUGCGUGGCAGUGAGGAUGUGAGUAAAGACAUGCAGGAGAUGAAGGAGGAGAGCGCCAAGAUGGCCAUGGAGAAGAAGGUCACCAUCCCAGAGCUGUUCCGCUCCGCAGCGUACCGCCAGCCGCUGCUCAUCGCCAUCAUGCUGCAGCUCUCCCAGCAGCUGUCAGGGAUAAACGCUGUGUUCUACUACUCGACAGGCAUCUUUGAGUCAGCCGGUGUGAAGCAGCCCAUCUACGCCACCAUCGGAGCCGGCAUCGUCAACACCAUCUUCACUGUCGUUUCUCUCUUCCUGGUGGAGAAGGCGGGACGGAGGACUCUGCACCUCCUGGGAUUGGCUGGAAUGGCAAUCAGCGCCGUACUGAUGACCGUCUCCCUCCUGCUGAAGCACUAUGCUGUGAUGAGCUACAUGGCCAUCGUGGCCGUCAUGAUGUUCGUGGCAUUUUUUGAGCUGGGCCCCGGUCCAAUCCCAUGGUUCAUUGUGGCCGAGCUGUUCUCCCAGGGGCCCCGCCCCGCCGCCAUGGCUGUGGCCGGCUGCUGCAACUGGACGGCCAACUUCCUGGUUGGAAUGAGCUUCCCCAAGCUAGUGGAAUGGUGCGGGCCUUGGGUCUUCCUCAUUUUCACCGGAUUCCUCAUCCUCUUUUUCAUCUUCACCUUCAUUAAAGUCCCGGAGACGAGGGGCAAGACCUUCGACGAAAUCGCCCGCGAAUUUGGCGGUCCGCCUCCAAACCUCUCCACUCCUGAGGGCCACCCUGCCAGCGCCAGCACCGCCACCACGGUGCCCGCCUCCCCGGUGAAGGAGAAGGUCCCGCUGGUGGAGGCUCCGGCAGCAACCCCAUCACUUGCAGCUGAAAACACACCUCUUGAGGAUAAAUCUAAAUCCACAGUGCAGGAGAGUAUGUAGAGCGGCUUUAGAUACGAGUUUUAAUGAGUAAGGGGGUUCCAAAUCAAGGAAGAAUCACAGAGAUUUAAAAAGUGCUGUAAUUAAAUAUCACACCUUCGAUCGGUAAAAACGAUACAAUGUUAUAAUACAGAAGGACAGCAUCAUCAACUUAUAGGCUUUGACCUGUAAAAGGGUCAUGCUUUCUGCUUCUUAUUUUUCUGUGACAUUUCCUAGAAUAUCUUCUUUGAAAUACUCCCUUCCUUAACCGUGAAAGGGAAGCAGUCACUUUACAACACUGCAGAUGAAAUUAAUAACUGUACAUUCCUAGGAAUUAUUCAUUAAAAAGGGUGAGUCUUUUUCAAGACAGCUGUGCGUCUAGUCAGGACGACACUUAUCGAACACGGCAAACGUGGGCUGUGUAAAAGUAAGUUGUCUCUAAAAGUUGUUACCUUAUGGUGUCCUGAAAAGAUCCAGGUACAUGUCCAUCACUGCGGACUAGCAAUAUACCUUAGUAGUUUAGUUACUUUUGUCCAUACUGUAUUUUGUCUGUUAAUUUGUGUUAAUAUUUUUGGGAAGCCUUCCAAAAAUCACAGGUCUAAGAAGGGAUUAUUCAACCUUAUGCUCUGCCUGCAGCUCCAUACUGUACUACGAGCUGACAGGCUGGAGAACUUUUUAGCAAUGCCAAAGUAUUGAAACUAUUUGCCAGCUGGUGAACACAUGUAACCUCAUAUGUGUUGGCAGCAUCCACAGGUCUCUAGUGUAUUUAUUCUGAAUAGUAAAUUGGUAUUUGUAAACUGUAAUCCAAAAGUUGAUUGAACUUUUUUAAGAUCAGAGCUUCCCUUGCUAUCUCUCAUGGUUUAACCAGGCUCAGUCUUGGAUUGUGGUUAUUGUAGGUGCUGCAUUUAUACCAAAUACACAAAAUGUACUCUUAACCAGAUAAUUUUGUUUAAGAAAACCCGUUAAAUUCUGAUUGACAAGCCAAUACUGUAUACAUCGCAAAUAGAUCUUUACUUGUUAAAUCUUUUUGGACUGUGACCUGUGGAUAAAAACAUUUAAGCUGAUUUGUUUUACACAAUUAGAUUCCAAUAGGGUAAUGUGCAAUGUAUAUUUUGUUGAAGAAAGAUAUAAUAUUUAUUACGUUAGAAAUUGAUUUUUCUAUAAAGUAUAUAAUAGAAAUACACUAAAGCUAAUUUAGAAUCGUAAUGCUUUCCAACUAGGACCUUUGGGAUUAAAGCGAAAUAUUGCGCUACUGUACAUCACAUAAAGUAAAAUGAUGUCAAUCUUAUGUGUUAGAUGCACUUUGUUAACCUGAGAAGCAGCAAAGCGAGCAUUAGAGCCACAAUCAAUAAUGUAGAAAAGUACAAAAGAAAACCAUAUUUACCUGGCCUAGCUGUUAUUAAAUUAAAUACUGUAAGAGUGAUAUACAAUGUGCAAUUAAUAACGAAACUGCAGCUGUAACAAUCUAGAGGCUGAUCAUGAAGAGAGGAAACUAAAGGGAAAGUGCUAAUAAUGUUUAAGCAUAAGGUAAUAAUAUGUUACUGGAAGACCCACUUGUCAUUGAAAUUCAGUUCCUAAUAUGGUUAAUUAAUAUGAUUUUUUUAUUUCUCUUUUUCCACAAAAGAAAUCACUACUCCCUUGUUGUGUUCACCAGUCACAUGUUAUGACUGACAGCACGACAUUAAGUUAGUGGAGUUUCAAGGAAAGGUGCUAAUGUUUUCACAGAUGAAUUCACAGAUUGAAGUUUUAGUUUCUCUAUUUCUUUGAAGAAAUAAGAAAAUAUAGGUGUUUUAAAAAAUAUAUAUUAUUAAAAGAAGAGAGGUAACAAGAAAAGUUAUCUCAAAUAUUUCCAACUUCUGGCAUUUAAGAAAAAUAAAAAAAUGAAAUCUGUCUUCAGAGCAAACUGGAAAUUGUUUAAGAACGGAAACUACAGUCGGGCUUCAAGUAAAAAAAAAUGAAAUACAUUUUAGAAAAAUAAUUUUGGCAUAAAACUCUGAGAUGUGCUAAAUUGUUCCAUGCUGACAUGUUGCGUGAUACUUCACAAAGAAAGUGUUUGCGCUUUGUAUGACAUUUAAAUUGAAUGUGACUUUUGACACCUCAGUAAAGUGAGUGAUGAGGAAGUACCGCUUUAGAAAAUAAUAAAUAACCAAGUAUUUGCUCCAUAUACCAUUCAAACAUCCUUGUUUGUUGUCUUUAGAGACUCAAAAGGAGAAGCUUCCCAUGUAUUUCUGGCUUUAUUGGACAGGUGCUUUCUACAUUGUGACUCUGUCUGAAAAGUUAUUGUAGCAUCAUCAACCUUUUACAUAAGUAUGCAUUCCCAACAUUGUGCAGUAUGUUUGGUGUAUAAAUGUAUGACACAAAGUAUAUUUUCUAUAUUCUGUAUUGAUGGUAAUUCAUGCUGCACUUUGCUUUUAUUUAUGUAUGUAUGUGUUUUUUUUUGGCUACACUGGGAAGAUAUUUAUCAUGGCGAGUAAUUCAAAUGACUUGGACAGAGGUGUAACUAGUCAAGAAUGGACUGAUAACCUGAAGAUUACCACUAUUUUUGGAAGAAAAGUAAGCCUGUGGGACUAAUUUGAUGCGAUGAUAUGGGCUUGUUAAGAUAAAUAUCUCCUACAGUGAUAGGAGAGUAUAUAAUGGUCGGAGUCUUGGCUUCGUUGUGUAUCGCUGUGUUUGUGGAAGAUAGUGACUUGCUGUGUUUGCACCGGGGGAUGUGUGACGUACACUCCUCACAUAGUGUUUAGUGUUGUAUUCAUGCAAGGUCCCGCUUCUAUCCCUGGCUACACCUCGAUGCUCCUAUAGGACACUAACACUGAUCUUUACCAAACCUGAGUCUAGAUUUAAAAUGUUUUCUAUUAGCUUUCCCCAUGUCGGGUUUGAGUCUUUCAGUCUUUCACAAUUUAAUUUACCUCCGAUAUCUUUACUUUUUCUCUGAGGUCAAAUGUGGUUAUCUCUGAAGAAACGUUUAGGAAUUGUGUAAAAUAGGAAGUUUUAAAUGUGCUAAAAAUAUGAUUAUUUUGACAAGAGGGGAUUUUGCAGGUCAGGGUGCAAUCACACUUCCAACUUGCAUUCUCUUGUUUAAACUAUUGUGCAGAUGUUAAUAUUAUUUGUUUGUUGGUAAAACUGCACAUUUACGUAAAUCAGGGAUUGAAAAUGAAUCCAAUAGACUAAGCAUCGUUAAUUAUCCCCUGGUUUUAAAAAAACUGAUUUAAACUGUUCAAGUAAAAUAAAAGACAGCAGAAUUCAGAGAGUCACAAAAGUAUGUGAAAUCAUUUUAAACAAACGAAGGGACCCAGGUGCUUGCUGUCCCUAACCAUAGCCACCAAACACCUUCAUGCACACGUGCAAAUUCACAACCCUUCGCUCACUGUACAAAGAUAUAGGAGAAUAUAUGUUUUCAUUUGUAAAUAUGUAUUUUUUAAAAGAGUAUUUAUUUGUUGACCUGCUAGGUCAUACGUGUGUUCUUCUUAUUAUUUGUUUGGGGUGCACACGUUCAUUUUGUUGAAGAAAGGAACAGAUUUUAGUUGAUUAAAGGCACAUUUAAGAUUAUUUUGUGUGUGUGAACAAUAUCACUAACUAACUUCUGUCUCCUCCAUUUUAUUUUCACGUGUUUUUAAUCACUCAACCACAGCCAUGUUGUUUUCCUGUGUGCCUCAUCAGAUUACACUCACAGCAGUAGAUAGUAGUGAAGGUGUGUCAUGUUUCUCAGCCAUCAGCAUAUUGUCCUUUUGGGUUCUUUAAAAAAAGGGAAUUGCCAUAAUGAGGCCUGUUGCCAACAUUGUCAAAAGCCAAGGAGUUAUUUACAAACCAAGCAAAUAUUAUGGGUCAACAAAGAUCUGCAACAAUAUCCAAACCAUUGCAUAUUGAUAAAUACCCAUAAAAUGAAUCAUGUACUUUCACAGGCUUACAUCUGACUCGCAUUGAGGUGCUUUGGCUAGGGUGUUCUUUGUUUUCUAUAUUGUUUGGUCCUGAUCUAUGUUAAUAAUGUAUUGUCUAUACUGUAUAAUGUACUGUAGAUCUGCUAUUUGUGCCUCUCUGCAGCUCAACCUUCGCAGAUUGUUAUUGAAUGUGUGUCACUGGAGUGAUUUUAGACACAAACGAUCAUUGUCUUUAAGCUUGGCCAAGACAAGACUCCACUAAUUGAUACAGGAUGUACUUACAUGAUUCUGUUAAUGAGUUUUGUGUGAUUAACCAUGGCUAAUGUGACGGUAAUGAGCUGAGCAGAUGACAUUGUAGCUUCUGUGCUUUUCAGGCUUUUCAAUAUUUCCUUGUGUUACACCAGUGCUGCACCCCAGCUGUCUUUGUUUCACUUGUGUUUUUAUUGUAUAAAACAGAUAUAAUGUUGUUAAAUAAAAUAUUCAUCAUGUAA
This is a messenger RNA of Trematomus bernacchii (emerald rockcod), 6289 nucleotides long. RefSeq names its product solute carrier family 2 member 3a (gene slc2a3a). Lineage: Eukaryota; Metazoa; Chordata; Actinopteri; Perciformes; Nototheniidae. Gene Ontology annotation, molecular function: hexose transmembrane transporter activity. Gene Ontology annotation, cellular component: apical plasma membrane; basolateral plasma membrane. Gene Ontology annotation, biological process: response to insulin; monosaccharide transmembrane transport. The record is from RefSeq and is a predicted model, not a curated record. Bases 355 to 1947 code for a protein of 530 amino acids. The transcript has 11 exons.